Messenger RNA from Penicillium cosmopolitanum, 417 nucleotides. RefSeq lists its product as uncharacterized. The transcript has a single exon. Lineage: Eukaryota; Fungi; Ascomycota; Eurotiomycetes; Eurotiales; Aspergillaceae. The record is from RefSeq and is a predicted model, not a curated record. The coding region runs from base 1 to 417 and encodes 138 amino acids.
AUGGCUCUCUUCAGAGAUUAUGUGCCGAUCGCCUUCACCAAAGAUGGAGCCCAAGCGCGUUCCAUCUUGAGCUCCCGGUGGAAUCAGCUGAUGGUGGAGGUGAAAGAGUGCAUGGCUGCUGGGAUUGGGCUGGAAUCUAAAAUUGAUGGUCUUGCUCAGGUAUGCUGGAACCGUCUCAACUUCAAUAUCAAUUCUGACAGACCUUUCCAGGCCCUCCACACUACUUGCAACUACUAUUCCUUGACAGCUGUAGUGCAAGGUAUACAAGCGAGCGGCUUACAAACAGAAUGCUCGCGCAAGUACGGCAAGCUUAUCGACCCCACUGGUGGCUAUCAAGCUUAUCGCAGCGGCAUGGGCGGGAGCCAUGCGUUGCAUUUUCUUUUACCUGCAUUGUCCGCAUUGCGCGGAAAGAUUUGA